Molecule: messenger RNA, 1158 nt
Organism: Cladocopium goreaui
Lineage: Eukaryota; Dinophyceae; Suessiales; Symbiodiniaceae
Source: the annotation of a GenBank genome assembly
AUGUUUUUACGCUCCCAGGUCGCGUCCGUGUCCCUGACGCAAGAUCAGGAGACGCCGCAGCCGGAACUGGUGACUGAGACUGGGCAGAUAGUGCGGCAAAGUCACGGAUCUUUCUACAUCGGAUGGAAGACAGCGGAGGUGGAGGAAGAGUACCGCGUGCUGAACAGUGGCAAGGGUCAGAAGAGAAUCCGGGACAGAAUGUCAAACUUGUGGACCCCAGAACGCAUGUUCAGGCUUGUGGAUGUGGAUUUGCAGCAGCAGAAGGAGUGGGUCACAGGGGAACUGGACCGCAACGGUCUACCGCUCUUGCGGCAGCCAGAGGUGGAAGACGUUCUGAAGGUGGCGCGCUCGAGGGGUCUUGGAAGCAACUUGUCGGUGAAACCGGGCUCGGUGCGCUGGUUGACGCACUUCCGAGUGAACUCGCGACAGGUGGAGUGCUACGGUCGGGGUCGCGUCUUUCUGGCCGGCGAUGCCUGUCACUGUCAUUCGCCCCUGGGAGGACAAGGCAUGAACAUGGGCUUCCAAGACGCCAAGAAUUUGGCCUGGAAGCUGGCCCUGGCGAUCCAAUGCGGUGGUCCUACGAGUUCGCUGUUGACGUCCUAUGAAAGUGAACGCAAGGCGCAUGGCAAUCGACGGCAGUCGGUUUGCUGGGGUCCAUGGCGUUCAGGGGCCACUGAAAAGUGCGCGUUGCGCAUUCCGCAGACCAUGGAGACCAAACUCCUCACGGGCAUUGAACGAGUGGGGCCCCAGUUUAGGAUCUUCUUCAUGCGCGGCAGGGGUCAGCGAUUGGCCAACAUGUUGACAUUCUUGCAACCUGCGGCUGUAGCACUCUUGGCGCAGCAGGCCUGGUCCUAUCGCAAGUCCUCGAUCUCCAUGGAACACUGGGAGCGGCCUGUGCCCACGUGCUUCCCCAUCACAAGCAUUUGCCCGGCCGGGGGCUACCGACGUCGUCAGAACUUACAUCGAUGGCUGGCCACCAGGAUCCACGCGGGAGAUCGCGUACCUGAUGUGUCUCUGCCGGGGGGUCAACAUUUGCACCAAGUGCUGAAGAAGUCGCGAGGUUUCACCUUGCUGAUCUUCGAAGGUUCGGCUCCGGAAAAUCAAGAUAUGGAGAAGCACUUGCACAACAAAGUGUUCCUCUUCGGAAAAAGGGAGUAA